UGUGAUUGAUAUUAGAAAAACAACAUUCAGUGAUGUUGUGGUUAAUUAUCUUCAAGAAAAAGGUUUCACAGUUUAUAAUCCUAUUGAAGCAUCUCUUGAUCUUGAACUAAAACUUAAAUUGUUCUAUAAAGAUCCAGAAAAAUACACUUUAUUUUUUCAAUACAUCAUUCUAAAUUAUUAUAAAAAUCAGGUUGAAAAGUUAAAUAAACUAACGAGUUUCGAUUACAUAAUUCUUGAUAGAACUUAUAUUGAUACUAAAGUAUUCACUAUAGCAAAUAUUGAUAAUGAUGAUAUUUUAACCUAUCUAGAAGAACAAAGACAAAAAAUUUUCCAAAUCAAUAAUGUUGAUAAGAUUUUUUAUAUUAAAUCCACAACCAAAACAAUGUUUGAGUAG
Molecule: messenger RNA, 394 nt
Organism: Dentiscutata heterogama
Lineage: Eukaryota; Fungi; Glomeromycota; Glomeromycetes; Diversisporales; Gigasporaceae
Source: the annotation of a GenBank genome assembly